GCCUUCUUUUUUGCUUUCCCCUUCCCCAAAGCUGGUGCGGUCUCUCCGUCUCGUGUGCGAUCUCCCCCAAUCCAAUUCCAAUCCGCCGCGGAAGAAGCGAUCGACAGGCGCUCGCGAGGAUGAUCUACCGCAACUGGUCCCUGCUCUCCUCCACGGUGGUCAUCUGGGGCAGCGUCGGCGCCGCCGGCCUCGCCGGGAUCUUCCUCUUCGGCGGCAAGGAGAAAUUCCAGGGCUAUCUUUCUCGCGAAGGCGAGAGGCUGAGGCAGCAGGACAGAGCCAUGAUGGGCAAGAACUAGUGCAGAGCACGGCUCACUUUCGACGUGUCAACAUGUGAACUAGACAUGUAACGACGUAUCUCUGUGCUGUAGAACAAACUUUCUCUGCCUGCCAAUGGCACCUUUUGCUUCCGGCCCCCAUGAAUAAUCUUGACGCGGAUGUUCAUUCUGUUCCCCAUGAAUAUUCUCGACGCCGAUGUUUGCUCUGUUCCCUUUGGUAGCCUGCUGUUUGUCGACUUUGUUCUGGCGCUCUGAAUAAGAUUUGAUACUGAUAUACCAUCGCUGUUGAGUCGCAA
Triticum dicoccoides is the source of this 571-nucleotide messenger RNA. RefSeq names its product succinate dehydrogenase subunit 8A, mitochondrial. The transcript has 2 exons. NCBI's taxonomy places the organism in Eukaryota, Viridiplantae, Streptophyta, Magnoliopsida, Poales, Poaceae. The record is from RefSeq and is a predicted model, not a curated record. Bases 120 to 296 code for a protein of 58 amino acids.